AUGGUGAUACCAGCUGCAACAUCGCCUCUACUCAACGUCUCUUCCUCUCACUGCUCUAGUUAUUCCAACAUCCCUUGUAAUUCUUCAAUAUUUGCACUUCGGUGUCGUGAUAACCGCCAACUGUUCCACCUUCUUCGGAUGACGGUGCUUCUUGCUGGCCGCCAGCUCAGUGCAUCUGCACGCGCCUUCUGUAUUUUCAGGUCACUCCAACCUGACGUUCCUCUUGAUCUGCAGGGCAGCAACCCUGCUUUUGGUGUGUUGUCUACCUUGUUCGGAGAUUAUAACUACAAAAACAAAUUUACCCUACUGACACUAGUACAAUUACAAAUGUGA
Molecule: messenger RNA, 333 nt
Organism: Protopolystoma xenopodis
Lineage: Eukaryota; Metazoa; Platyhelminthes; Monogenea; Polystomatidea; Polystomatidae
Source: the annotation of a GenBank genome assembly